Penicillium olsonii is the source of this 1470-nucleotide messenger RNA. NCBI's taxonomy places the organism in Eukaryota, Fungi, Ascomycota, Eurotiomycetes, Eurotiales, Aspergillaceae. The record is from the annotation of a GenBank genome assembly.
AUGGCAUCGAAAUUCCAGAACGAGCGUUCCUCGAACGAACGCUCACUGACCCCCGUCACAGGUGUACCACCAGCUAAAGAGCAACCACCACCAGAUCCGAAUAUGAACAAUCCACGUCUACUACUCAACCGCGCUUGUAUCUACGAGCGCCAGCUUCCCGGAGAUGCCUAUGUCACAGCGCAUGUCGAGCGUCUGCAGCACGGCUACUACUCCAACCCGGCAGUCUCCGAUCAAGAUUCUGCCCAUGUGGAUUUCCUGGCUAUUGCGUUUACCUUCCAUUCUCCAAAUACACUCUCACAUCGCUUCAAGUCUGCCAAGAUCCGGGUCUCAGUCCGUGGAACUCGCGAACACUCCAAUUCUCACCACCACCCCUACGGACAUCCGCCUGGAAACCCUCGGUUUCUUAUGCACGCACCUCAUCUAAUAUACGGAACUGUUUCCCCCGAGACUAUGGAGUGGACUUUCAGUCUGGCCGGAUCUCUUGGGGUCUCAGAAAUGCCCGUGAGUGCUAGCGUCAUUCCAUCGGGCAGUAUCAACAGUCGAUACCGGCGCUAUGAGAUGAUGCGUAUACAAGGCUCCGCUCGGACAUUGAAGAGCGAUCGAGGCCCCAGCUUCGAUAUAGAAACUGGUGAGAUUGUCUGGUCGCUGGAGGAAAAUGAUCUCCAGCGAUCCGGUCUCCCUCGCGAGUUUACCUUUGUCAUGCUGAUCCACAAGCCUGCUGCCGACAGCAGGGUCACUCUAUCUAUGGAUAUUGACCCGGUCAUCGCUGCGAAAAUGGGCAAAUUCCCAUCUGCGAUGUUGAAAUUGCCCGGAUUCCAACCUUUGCCGCGUCGGAGUAUUGAUUUCCGUCAAGAAAUUGGACAGCGAUUUGAGCCCUCUGGGCCACGUGGGUACAAUUUUGCAGAACUCGCAAGCAUGUUCGACGAGUAUAUCGCCAUGCCGGGAAGGAAAUUCAGUCGCCAGGGCGAUGGCCAACCCCAAUACCAGCCCCAACCUCAGCCUCACCCCCAGCCUCAACCGCCCGGGAUAAACAUUCCAAACAUGGAACACGACAACUCAAUGACACUCAACCUCCACCUCCACAUCGACAGCGCUACCGCCUCACAAUUCUCCCACCUCGCCCGGGCGAAGAGCCCAGUCCAAACCCGCGGGCCUGGUCUACGUCGCUCUCAGGCUCGCGAAUUUCCCCGCGACCAAGGACAGAGCCCUGACAUCAUGGGUGAAGCGAGCGAUCGUCCGCGGGGUGUCACUUUGGAAGAGAUUCGAGAACAGGAGGCAGAUGAGGAUGAACGGCGGCUUGCCAGAUUGCAACGUGCUGGAGGCUCGCUGAGGGAACCGGUCACAUCGGAUGGAGAAGGUGAAUCUCGCCACCCAGGUCGUUUUGACUAUGCUCGCGCGCGUAGGAGUAUCAUGAGCAUGGCCAAUUCGCCACUUUCUGGCUCGUUGUUGUCGGCUUUGAGUGAGGGGUAA